GUUUUGCUGACUUCUGCGGUAGCGGCAUAUUAAGCGUUUAGUUCAUGCGUACUGCGUAUCACGCGUGUUUUCUUCGCAUGCACGCGAAGAGCUAUGUUUGUGUAAAUCAACAUGCGCUAGUUUCUUUCUCAUAGACGCAGCACCGUUUAAUAUCGUCGCCGAUUUUAUCAUUCUACGAGAUGGCUGCGUUUUACCUAAAGUCCGUUUUCCAAUCCUUCUACAGGCGCAAGUUUAUCCGUCUCGGAGUACCGUUCAUGGUCUUUAUGGUCGGCGGAUCCAUAGGCCUCAAGCAGUUUACUUCAAUACGCUACGAGUUCAGGAAACAGGAGUUCACAAGAGAGGUUGCGGAAAAAGAGGGCAUUAAAAUGAAGGAUCCCGAGGAGUCCUCCAUAGAAGCUGUCUACAAGGAGAUACAGUCCGUCGACAUUGACAAUUGGAAGAACAUUCGUGGCCCUCGCCCAUGGGAGGAGGGAAACGAGUAUUACAAGCUUCUCAAAGAGCGUCAAAAAGCAAAGGAGCAACAGUCCAGCAACUCCUAGCAUCUAGUCUUAUCGAAUUGUAGGAUUUAACAUUACGCUGUACAGUAUAGCCUCUGUUUCCGUUGUUAGCCCUGCAUAAAGCACGUGCUUGUGCCUCUGUGCUCCCUUUGUACUGUUUGUACGUUUUUGAAUAUUUUUAACGAAUUUGUUACAUACCUUGAGGGCCCAGUGGGCAUUAUGGAGGAGGUUGGCUAAUAUACAGAGAAAUGAAACUAGAAACAGAAUUUGACAUCAUCAUCAAAAUUUGUUAAAGUGUUACAAGCUAGUGCACUUGAAUACAUCAGUUAAAAAGAAUGCAAUUAAAUAAAAAAAAAAAAGUUC
Molecule: messenger RNA, 860 nt
Organism: Rhipicephalus microplus (southern cattle tick)
Lineage: Eukaryota; Metazoa; Arthropoda; Arachnida; Ixodida; Ixodidae
Gene: l(3)neo43
Product: cytochrome c oxidase assembly protein COX16 homolog l(3)neo43
Biological process (GO): mitochondrial respiratory chain complex IV assembly
Cellular component (GO): mitochondrial inner membrane
Source: RefSeq, a predicted model, not a curated record